CACGAUGGCGGAGGCGUCGGCGGCGGGCGCGGGGGCGGGGGCGGCCGUCCCCCCGCACCGCUUCUUCUGCCACUGCUGCAAGGGCGAGGUCAGCCCCAAACUACCGGAGUACAUCUGCCCCCGCUGCGAGUCCGGCUUCAUCGAAGAAGUGACCGAGGAGUCCAGUUUUUUAGACGGCGGCGGCGGCGGUAGCGGGAACAGCCUGGACGAGAGCACGUCGGCGCAGUUCGCGGAGCUCUGGGACCACCUGGACCACACGAUGUUCUUCCCGGACUUCCGGCCGUUCCUCAGCGGCGGUUCGCUGGACCAGGACGGCAGAGACAGCGAGCGGGGCCACCAGGCCCACGCGGACCUCUGGGGCCCCAGCCGGCCCCCGCGGCUGCCCGUCACCCGGCGCUACCGCUCCCGGGGCAGCUCUCGGCCCGACAGGUCCCCGGCCAUCGAAGGGAUCAUCCAGCAGAUCUUCGCGGGAUUUUUCGCAAAUUCGAGCAUCCCGGGGUCUCCCCACCCCUUCUCCUGGAGCGGGAUGCUGCACUCCAACCCCGGGGACUACGCCUGGGGCCAGACGGGCCUGGACGCCAUCGUCACGCAGCUCCUGGGCCAGUUGGAGAACACGGGCCCGCCCCCGGCCGACAAGGAGAAGAUCACGUCGCUUCCCACGGUGACAGUAACUCAGGAACAAGUCGACACGGGUCUGGAGUGUCCGGUGUGCAAGGACGAUUACACGGUGGCCGAAGAGGUCCGCCAGUUACCCUGCAACCACUUCUUCCACAGCCGCUGCAUCGUGCCCUGGCUGGAGCUGCACGACACGUGUCCCGUCUGCAGGAAGAGCCUGAACGGCGAGGACUCGACCCGGCACACGCGGCCCCCCGAGGCCUCCACCAGCAACGGCUUUGCCGGCGAAAGCCAACUGCAUGACCGGUGGACUUUCUGAGCCGGCCCGCGGCCCGCGCCGCUGUAAAUUGUAUAAAAACAAAACGACGACGACAAAAAAAAAAAAA
Molecule: messenger RNA, 1001 nt
Organism: Ornithorhynchus anatinus (platypus)
Lineage: Eukaryota; Metazoa; Chordata; Mammalia; Monotremata; Ornithorhynchidae
Gene: RNF115
Product: ring finger protein 115
Exons: 9
Coding region: 5-934 (309 amino acids)
Biological process (GO): positive regulation of DNA-templated transcription; ubiquitin-dependent protein catabolic process; protein ubiquitination
Cellular component (GO): nucleoplasm; cytoplasm
Molecular function (GO): ubiquitin protein ligase activity
Source: RefSeq, a predicted model, not a curated record